AUAUCCAUCAUAUAAAGAAAGAGAAACAUAGCUAGAAUAAAGGAAUCUAUUAAUUACAAGCUUUACUAAUUUACUCUCCCAUGGCGGACGAUUUCCAUGUUGGAAGUGGCAACAACUGGUGGGACACCUCAAGAAACUCAUCUUCUUCCUCAGUCACUGCAUCAGUCGGCCUUGGAUGGACAACCUCAUCAGAACCCAGAUCUUCCGCCAUGGAUUCCGACGCCCCUUCCAUCUCCGGCAACUCUAAUUUGCUUUUUCACCAAAAAAUUCAAGACCCUAAUUCUAAUCCCGACUUACAAAUCAUGGGUUUAGGUCUCAAUUCUCAUCAGACCAUCGAUUGGAAUCCAAAUUUAAUAGGUGAAAAACCAGAAAUCAGCAGUUUCCGAUCUAGUAUGCUUCAAGAACAGUGGAGACAACCCAUCGCCGCCGCCGCCGCCGCCGGAAGCUCGGAUAAUUCAACCGGAAACAUCUUUAAGCAAAGUAAUCGUGGGUUUUCUUUAGACAAUCAACAUGAAUUUAACUCAUCUGGAUCAACUGAAGCUACUGAAAGUUAUAAUUCAGAUCCUAUGAUUGGUUAUGGAAGUCCAUCGGCUAUAUUAUUGCAAGGACUUUUAGCGUCGGAUCAAGAUAAUCGUAAUUACGCGUUUCCGACGAACUACGGCAUGAAUUCAAACGAUACAUGGAAUAAAUUUCCUCAUCAAUAUAUGAAUUCGCCAUUGACGUCGUCGUCGAAUGAUCAGUCUCAACAGUUCACUAACAGUGUUCCAUUUUGGAAUUCAUCUGGAGUGACUAAUGAUGUCGACGUACGACCGGGAUUUUUUCAGCCUACUCCGUCGCCGGCGACGUUUACUCCUCCGGUGACAUUUGAAGAAAAACCUAAGCAGAUGAAUACAUUGGAGGGUCGAGAUUUAGGAACAAUGGGAAAGAAAAACAAUAACAACAUUACGAUAGAGCCAUCAAACAAGAGGGCCCGAAGCGAGGUCACACCGUCUCCUUUGCCAGCUUUUAAGGUGAGGAAAGAGAAGAUGGGGGACAGAAUCACCGCCCUCCAACAACUGGUUUCCCCUUUUGGAAAGACUGAUACGGCCUCAGUGUUAUCUGAAGCCAUUGAAUCCAUCAAGUUACUCCAUGAACAAGUUGGUGUUUUAAGCAGCCCAUACAUGAAAAAUGGAACUUCCAUGCAGCAAAAACAACAAAAUCGUAUGGAGAAAUCGAAAGAGGCGGCGGUGGAUGGUGGCGGUGGCGGUGGCGGAAAGCAAGAUCUGAGAAGCCGGGGGCUUUGUUUGGUUCCGGUUUCAAGCACAUUCCCAGUCACCCAUGAGCCAACCGUGGAUUACUGGAACCCUACUUUUGGAGGAAACUUUAGAUAAUUAAUAAUUAUUAAUAAUAAUAAUAAUAACACAUAUAUAUAAAUGUAACUUAGAAGGUAAAUAUAUGUUAAGUUACUACUAAUUAUAAGUUCACAACAGGUAAACUAAAGAGAAAAUAAUUUAAUUA
This is a messenger RNA of Impatiens glandulifera, 1497 nucleotides long. Its product is annotated as transcription factor bHLH112-like. Gene Ontology annotation, biological process: regulation of transcription by RNA polymerase II. The transcript has 6 exons. The record is from RefSeq and is a predicted model, not a curated record. Gene Ontology annotation, molecular function: RNA polymerase II cis-regulatory region sequence-specific DNA binding; protein dimerization activity; DNA-binding transcription factor activity, RNA polymerase II-specific. NCBI's taxonomy places the organism in Eukaryota, Viridiplantae, Streptophyta, Magnoliopsida, Ericales, Balsaminaceae. The coding region runs from base 81 to 1370 and encodes 429 amino acids. Gene Ontology annotation, cellular component: nucleus.